GGUUACAUCAUGGAUGUUUUCGGGUAGCACGCGAAUUGGUCAUCUAUUUCUCUCUCUCUCUCUCUCUCUCUAUAUAUAUAUAUAUAUAUAUAUUUAUAUGUAUAGGUUUAAUAUUUCUGUCUCUAAAUUGCGUGAGAGAGAGAGAGAGAGAGAGAGAGAGAGAGAGAGAGAGAGAGAGAUCAUAGUCUAGUAGUAGUAGUACGAUACUACAACGCAACAAAGAAGCAGACCCGCUACAAGGAAACCCCUCUGCCUUCUCUACUACCAAAAGAGAAGAAGAGUUGCCCUAGACGGCUGGAGCGGCCAAACCUCGCAGUUCUGCGAUUGCCGACUCUUCUUUUUCGGACUUCAUAUCAUAUUUGAUGGCUUCAAAACGGAUUCAGAAGGGGUUAAAGGAUGUGCGAAAGGACCCUCCCACUUCUUGCAGUGCUGGUUCGUUCAAUUGCUCUCUUAGUUCCUCUUAAUGAAUUGCCACUUUCUCCUAUUUUAAAAUGACAUUGUUUGCCACCGUCUCUGGCUCUCUGCCCAUCACAGUUGCGUUGGAAGUUCUAUUAUAUGUUUCUCUCCUUUGUGAAGGCAUGCAAUGUCUAUAAUUUGGAAUGAAAAGUUGAAACUGAUAUAUACUAUUUCAUGCCCAUGCUUGGAAGGUGUUCACACUACCUUGUUCCUUUGUGAUGUUAGACUUGGGACAAUGAAUAUGAUAUCCACUCCUAUAGCUUGGUAAUGGCUUCUUUGUACUUGCUAUUGAUUACCACUAUUAUUGCGAGAGUGAUGGGAGCCGUGGGGAUGGUGGGAAAUCUUGGUAGCUAUGUAUUUUCACGUGGUAACUUUAUUGGCUGCCCACGAGGGUGUUGUUUUCUGGUUAUCCUUGUUGGCAACCUCGGCCUCAUGGUUGUGAUAACGUUGUCGUGAUGUGGCCAAAAGUGAUAAUGUGGCAACAUACGCUCCCUCCGAUGAGAUGACAGUGGUGUAUGGAGUGUUUGAAGUGAGCUGGGUCAUCCAUGGUAGGUGGUCCAAAAUCUUGGUCAAAAGUGACAAAUUUGGCCUAUUUACACUCGAGGGAAUUUUCGGCAUUGACAAUGAUUUUUUUGGAAGGAGGAUCCUUCAUUUAACAAUACAUCUUUCUAAUGCACCUUGUUUCGUCCCGUUUAGAUAUCGGAUGAAGAAUUUACGAUAUCCGCAAUGUUCAGGGGCAAUUUGGUAUUUUUGCAUGGCUUAGUAUGAUAAUUGGGUCUUCUGAAAAAUUGUAGAACUUCAAUUCGUGGUUAAUACCCUUUUUGUUUUGACUCAAUCCGAAGUUGUAUGAAGAAGUUAAUGCUCAUUUCCGCGAUAUUGAUCCGGAAAUUCCAAAUUGGAUUUGGUUGUUUGCUCUCGGUGUAGGAGGGGGAGUUUUAGCAAUUUCUGUUUGAAGUGAGGAGUUUCUGUGAAAUAUUUGAAAGUUCUGCCUGUUGGAAAUAUUUGCAUCUUUUGACUCUUAAUUGACUAAAAUUAAUGCUCCAUUUUUUUAAUGUAAAUUAUCGAAAUAGUUCCUCUAAACUUAGGUAUCUAUUGCAUGUGGGAAACCCUAUUACUAUUUAUGGAUAAUAUGUGGGUAGUUCUAAUCAUCAACUAAUUAGGCAGUUUUGGAUUAGCGAUAGGAUGUGCCCAAUUGUCACUUACAUCUUACAUUUUUUUUUCGGCAUUGAAGUAAAUGGAAUGUCUUAAUUAGCAAAAGAUUAGGGUUCUGUUGAAAAAAGUCAGGUAGGUGAUCGAAUUAUUGAAGACAACUGAAAUUUCUCAAAGUAUGCAAGGUAGGUGAUAGAAAACAAUUUGGGUUCUACUCAUUAUCUCAUUCUUCCAAUAGAUUUGCAUGGUCUGGGCAGGAAUGAUGUACAGACCUCUGUUUUAAAUGCCAAAAGUUCUGAACUGAAUGGAUUUAUACCAGAGUAAACUGGUUUUGAAAAUAAAGUUCUUAGAAUCAGAAAACUCAGGAUACUUGCUAGAAAGUUCGGAUUAUCUUGAAUCAACAUGUUCAACAAAUUAUAAUUUAGUACACUAGGCAAGCAUAACUUUGCAGAGAAAUGUUGGCCCUAAUCCAAGGAAUGCUUUGAAAAAAGAAAUACGAUCAAUGGAUUGAAUGACUGGUAAUAGUCCUGGUUGUGAUACUUCUUCUAAGACGGAUUUUAGUGAUGCAAAAUUGUCCGAGGAGUAAGGAAGGAAUUGAACCUCAUAGGAUUUCUAACACCCAAGUUUGGACAGGCUUCUCUUUGGUUUGUUUUAGAAUAAUUUAUCUGCAGAAUGUCAGGGUUGAGUAUGGUUCUUAGAGUCUUGGUCUUGGGACCUGCUUCUUUUUGAACAUUUCUGUUAUUUUGGACUAAAUAUUCUUCUAUGUUAUUUGUUCCUUUCUGAUUCAAUCUCAGUACUUGGAAUUUUCUCAAGUGUGUUUGUGGCUUGGACAUUUUUGUCGUAGACAGGCAUGCCCAGUCCAGAUCCCAACUCAUCCACUUUCUUCGAAUGGCUUCUUCUAAAAAAUUUGAUGAAUCCUGACAACUAGGGACUCAGACCAUGCCAAUUACAGUAGAAUUAGUGAGUCCAAGACAAUGAUUGUGUACCAACUGCCAGGUGUGACUCAGGCACCCUUACUUUAACUGGUCCAUAUGUGCAUGCAGUAUUGGUGCAUGAAGCACCUCACUACAUUGCCAAUGCAACAGUGAUUAAUGCAAAGGUAAAAGGCGAGGAGGCUUUCAGGAGCUCAAGGGAUUUCUGUCUUAGGAGGAUGCUCUGAUUUUUCAAGAGCUAAGAGUCUAGAAACCAAGUCAUGGGUCCUCUCUCAUUGACAUAAGAGGAUGCUUUGGUUUUUCUUUCUCAAUGAGCACAUUCUCUUGCUGUUUCUCUUUUCGCUGAAGUUUAAUUUCUAGUGUUCGCUGCCUCUCUCUCUCUCUCUCUCUCUCUCUCUCUCUCUCUCUCUCACACACACACACACACACAUGUUCACAGAUUCUAAAGUCUUCAUGAUACUGUUUCUUGCUGAACUAGAUGAAUUUCUGUCGCGUGUUCAUAGGUAAAUGACAAAUGUAUCAGCCAAAUGCUGUACCUAGUACAAAUUUAGUUUGCAACAGGUCGUUAGUUCAAGGCCGGCACCAAGACAGCAGUACCACUGCAAUGGCUCCUAGAAGUGGAGGCAACAAUCUCAGCAGCAAUAACUCUAAUCUUGCCUCCAGGCAAAGGUUACGUUGGACGCAUGAGCUGCAUGGACGUUUUGUGGAUGCUGUGUUGCAACUUGGUGGCCCAGAUAAAACCCUUGAUGACAUGUUUGUGAACUUGACCAAGUACAGUGAAAACUUGAUUCAGUACAAGAAAGUGCGAAAUUUCAAUUGAGCAGUCCUCUGAGUUUCAAUUCUCGAAAGCCUGUGUUAGGUUGGCAUGACAUCAGUGUUUCUUCUCCACUGUUACAUGGGCCACUCCUAAAGGUGUGCUUAAAGUCAUGGAUGUACCAGGUUUGACUAUUUACCAUGUUAAAAGCCACUUGCAGAAAUAUCGGCUUGCAAACUAUGUCCCAAAGUCGUCAUCUGAUGGUAAGAGGGUAGACAAGAAAGAAUCAGGCGACUUGUUUACUGGCUUGGACAGUUCUUUUGGUAUGCAAAUAACAGAAGCACUCAAGCUGCAGGUGGAAGUGCAAAAGCGGUUGCAUGGGCAAUUAGAGGUCCAGAGGCAGCUACAGUUACGAAUAGAAGCACAAGGCAAGUACCUGAAGAAGAUAAUGGAAGAGCAAGAGCGGCUGGGUGGUUUUCUUGGGGAAGUGCCUGGUUCUCCACUUGCUGCCCCACCCUCUGGCCACAGCUGUCCAGAUUGCGACAAGAAGAUGGACCCAUCAACCCCUGCUUCAACCUCCGAGCCUCCCCUCCAAGACAAGGCUUCCAAGGAACGUGCACCAGCAAAGAGUCUCUCUUAUGAUGAGUUUUUCUCAUCCCACCAUGAACCAAUGACACCAGAUUCUGGCUGCCAUGUCAGUUCACUAGUUAUGAGUCCAGAAGGCAAGAUGUCAGCUCAACAUCACCACUUUAGCAUGGGUUCUGCAGGUGCAAAACCAGAGAUUAUCCUCACACACCAGAUACUAGAAUCGAGCUUGAGUUCUGGUGUCCGUCAGCCAUGUUCGGUUUCAUCUGUUGGAGAUCAUUUAGAUCACUCAUCUGGGUAACUCUUUGGUGACGAAGAUCAGCCAUGAAUUGCGCAGGGAAAAUUAUGUAUGAUCAGCGUUCCAUUGUUUUAUACAUCGCAGGGCUUCUGUUCACCUCCCUGCAGUCGAAAAAAAAAAAAAAAGGAAAAAAAAAUCUGUUUAUAUAUGUAGAUGUAAUUUUUAGAAGUAGAUCAUUCAUUAGGGGUAAAAAAAAAUUUGGUAUCUUUUCCGUGUGUUGCAAGUUGCAACAUUCAUUCCCUCUCUCUCUGAAUUGCUUCCUAUUACUAUAAAUCGAUCUAUUUCCCUGCCCCUUCGCCCUCUC
This is a messenger RNA of Macadamia integrifolia, 4478 nucleotides long. Its product is annotated as myb family transcription factor PHL7-like. The record is from RefSeq and is a predicted model, not a curated record. Gene Ontology annotation, molecular function: DNA-binding transcription factor activity. NCBI's taxonomy places the organism in Eukaryota, Viridiplantae, Streptophyta, Magnoliopsida, Proteales, Proteaceae. The transcript is spliced from 8 exons. The coding region runs from base 3464 to 4177 and encodes 237 amino acids.